AUGACAAGUAUCAUACAAACCGAGUAUGAGGCCUGUGAAAAGUUGAAAGCUCAGAACAACUCCUACACUGGCAGCGGAUGCUCAGUAGACUUCGACAGGUCGUUAUGUUGGGCAAGUGCACGGUUAGGACAGCAGAUGACCAGAGACUGCCCUUUCAAAUUCUGCACUUCUAUACCAGGAUGCGAGGAUAUCAAAGAAAAGUACAUGGUAUCGAGAAAUUGCAACAACCAGGGUGUAUGGCAAGACACGAACUACACCAUGUGCAUCAAAGUAGCAGAAGAAUACUCACAAUGCUUAUCAGGAUUCUGUAGAGUUUGUCCCGACUUUCUUCGAGAUAUGGUGAUAUCAGUGUCUUUAACGUUAUCGAUAGUCUCCGUGAUAUUACUCGUGGCAGCAAUCAUUUUAUUCUCAGUUUUCGAUUCUAUUCAGUGCCGGAGGUUAUCUAUUCAUAAAAAUCUGGCAACCGCUUUCGUGUUCCGAUUCGCUGUUCUAGCGAUUUGGACCAUUGUACAAUCCACCAACCUGUUCCAAGACUGCACUCGGUUUCAUCCUCUACCGAUAUGGGACUUGGAAUGGAUCUGCAAAACAAUCCUAUGGUUUGUUAUCUAUUUCCAAGUUGCAUCCGUCAUGUGGAUGCUAAUAGAGGGAGCAUUCCUUUACAGUCGGUUUACUGUAUUUGCGAUGCGACACAGUGAUGCACCAUGGUCGCUGUAUCUCGCUUGUGGAUGGGGUUUUCCAUUCGUGGUAGUCUCUGCUUGGACCAUCGUCCACCAGUAUAAGUCCAGUCAGCUCCCCAACUCCUUCUGCUGGGUACCGUAUGCCCAGGGUAAUCAUUUGUGGAUUCUGACAGGGACAAUGGGAACCGCGUGGAUUAUGAAUUUAAUAUUCCUGCUCAUGAUUGUUGUGAUAUUGGUUCAAAAGUUGAGAACAGAAAACUCGGCGGAAUCCAAAAAGAUUUGGAGAACAAUAAAAGCAACGCUUCUGUUGGUGCCACUUCUCGGAGUUUCAAACAUCCCUCUUUUUUAUGAGCCCGAGCACCCGAGCUCUGUCUACAUGCUCGGCUCAGCUAUCUUACAGCAUAGUCAGGGAAUCUUCAUUGCGGUUCUCUACUGCUUCCUGAAUAGUGAAAUCCAAGGAGCACUGAAAAGACAGCUUUCAAAAGUGCCAUUUGAAUUUUUCAAAUCUAGGAACCGUUUCGAAACUGAAAGAACCUAUGUUCCGGAAACUCGAAAUGCCACAAAAAACGGAGUACCUAUGGAGGAGUUGAAUGGAACCAAGAAAAUCGAAAGUGAGAAUAUCGAGUCCCAGGAACAGGCUAACAGCAGUGACAAGCAAAUAUACUCGGUUCCCACGAAAUCCUAA
Molecule: messenger RNA, 1362 nt
Organism: Caenorhabditis briggsae
Lineage: Eukaryota; Metazoa; Nematoda; Chromadorea; Rhabditida; Rhabditidae
Exons: 11
Coding region: 1-1362 (453 amino acids)
Biological process (GO): adenylate cyclase-modulating G protein-coupled receptor signaling pathway; cell surface receptor signaling pathway
Cellular component (GO): plasma membrane
Molecular function (GO): G protein-coupled peptide receptor activity
Source: RefSeq, a predicted model, not a curated record